This is a messenger RNA of Pecten maximus, 8093 nucleotides long. Its product is annotated as carboxypeptidase T-like. The record is from RefSeq and is a predicted model, not a curated record. Gene Ontology annotation, molecular function: metallocarboxypeptidase activity; zinc ion binding. NCBI's taxonomy places the organism in Eukaryota, Metazoa, Mollusca, Bivalvia, Pectinida, Pectinidae. Gene Ontology annotation, biological process: proteolysis. The transcript is spliced from 7 exons. Bases 137 to 1432 code for a protein of 431 amino acids.
GAUUGUAAACAGGCAGACAGGUGCCUUGGACGACGAAAAGUUCAACAUUAUCCAUUAUCCCAAGGUCUGAGCUUGAAGGGCACGUGUUUGAUUUCAGCUUUGCAGAAUAUGCUCUUUUAUACAAAUUCGUUGUGACAUGGCUCUUCAACAGAUCUUCAUCAUCAUACUUCUCCAUCUUGCCAUCAAAUCAUUAUUGUACAACUUUGUAUUAGGGAUUGAUGUGAAACCACAAAAAGAAAUAUAUCUGCCAAGCUAUGACUUUUAUCAUAAUAUUUCCUCCUUAGAAAAAAAAAUUAAUGAUAUUGUUCAAAGGAAUACGAAUUAUAUGAGAAUAGAUUCAAGUUAUCAUUCUCGAUUUGGAAAAUCCCAGCUAGUCAUCCAUAUCACCAACUUUACUGGGAGUACAUCAACUCAGCUAUUCAAAAAUACUAUGACACCCAAACUAAAAGUCCUCUUUUCAUUUGGAGAGCAUGCGAGGGAGUUCCUGCCUGUUGAAUCCAUGCUGUUUUUCAUCAGUAAUCUAACAGCAGGACUGUCUUCACUGCCUGGCAGUUAUGCUGAACAAUUUACCAGAUCAAUACUGUCCAAGGUUGACCUAUUUAUCAUUGGUAUGGCGAAUCCUGAUGGGCGUAGCCUGCUGGAGCAGAAGAGUAACUACUGUUGGCGAGGAACUAGCACUGGGGUAGACCUAGACCGCAACUUUGACUGGGAGUUUGGUGGCAAGGGCAGUUCAUCUGACCCAACUGAUGAGGAAUAUAGAGGGCACACAACCUUUUCAGAACCAGAGGCCAAAGUGUUUCGUGAGCUCACAUUGAAAUACAAGUUUGAUGCCUUCGUCUCUUUUCACUCGGGAAUUAACCAGAUUUACGUUCCUUACGCAGAUACCAAAUCAAAAUUGGAAAAUCGCCACCCUUACAAUGUAGAAGAUAUGCUGGAUUUAGCUUCUGAAUUGUCACAUGCUACAAAACAUGGGUACACCUAUGGUCAAUCCUACGUUCUCAACCACUACACAGCUGACGGCACGAUCUUUGACUUCAUGGCAGGAUCAAGAAUGAUCCCUUUUUCCUUUGCCAUUGAGCUAUGGCCUUGGAAGCAACCAGCAGAGGGGAAAAGUUGUUUUAAUUUGUUCAAUCCUAAAAGUGAACAGCUUCAGAGCAUUUUGCAGGAAAUACACCCUUUGUAUGUGAAGUUUUUUAAUUAUUUAAUUGACUGGAAAUUUAACGAGGGGAUAGUGAAAAGGAAUGCAGCUGUCUUGGAGGAGGCACCAUCACUAGCCUUUGGUUACAUCCUCCUCGGAAUGGUGAUCGUCCUAACAGCUAUCAUGGCUCUUCAUGGCAGAUUUCCCUUCUGUCAACGCUUCCAACCACGCCGAAGAAUUGUUAGUCUGAAAUCUUUAAGUUCUACAUUUUCAAUGUCUUUUAUGAAAUCCUGAUAUAAGUUUGUAUUAUGUAAUAAGAUAUUUCUACAAAAAAAGGAAAAUAAUUUUGAAAAUACAAUGUAUUGCAUUUAAGAAGGUUUAUAUACACAAGGUUGUGUCAACUAAAUCUUUGAUAAUUAUUUAUAUUUUACUCUCUGGGAUGUAGAUCCUGUUUUACUGUAAAGUUCUUAUAGAAUAAUGUCAUUAUUAAGGCCAGGUAGUUUAUACUGAUGAUUUUAGGAUAGAAUCUCUGAAGCAUUAUAAGGGCUAUUCCAGUAAAAUAUAUAAUUACCAACAGAGAACUGUAUGGUGGACACAAGAGAAAAUGCAUCUCCUUAUAUGGUAAUGUUUUAAUUCACUUCUCUUGGUUGUUCCUGUUUGACUGGAAUAGUCCAAAUCACUGUAGAUUAAAGAAUUUCGUUAUAUAUAUCAUACAGCAGGUUAUAUUUGUGGCAGUUUAGUUUGGUGACCUGGCAGAUCAAAAUCUGUGAUCGCCAAAAUUUAAAUUGCGUUACACCUGGGCAAUCUGACCAUAAAAUGAUUUGAUAUUUUGUCGACAUUAGAUUAUCUUAGUCAACACUGAUGACUGGGUUAAAGGCCGGGAUGGUCCUAAUCCUCGACUUUAGAUUAUCUUAGUCAACACUGAUGACUGGGUUAAAGGCCGGGAUGGUCCUAAUCGUUGACUUUAGAUUAUCUUAGUCAACACUGAUGACUGGGUUAAAGGCCGGGAUGGUCCUAAUCCUUGACUUUAGAUUAUCUUAGUCAACACUGAUGACUGGGUUAAAGGCCGGGAUGGUUCUAAUCCUCUACUUUAGAUUAUCUUAGUCAACACUGAUGACUGGGUUAAAGGCCGGGAUGGUCCUAAUCCUUGACUUUAGAUUAUCUUAGUCAACACUGAUGACUGGGUUAAAGGCCGGGAUGGUUCUAAUCCUUGACUUUAGAUUAUCUUAGUCAACACUGAUGACUGGGUUAAAGGCUGGGAUGGUCCUAAUCCUUGACUUUAGAUUAUCUUAGUCAACACUGAUGACUGGGUUAAAGGCCGGGAUGGUCCUAAUCCUUGACUUUAGAUUAUCUUAGUCAACACUGAUGACUGGGUUAAAGGCCGGGAUGGUCCUAAUCGUUGACUUUAGAUUAUCUUAGUCAACACUGAUGACUGGGUUAAAGGCCGGGAUGGUCCUAAUCCUCGACUUUAGAUUAUCUUAGUCAACACUGAUGACUGGGUUAAAGGCCGGGAUGGUUCUAAUCCUCGACUUUAGAUUAUCUUAGUCAACACUGAUGACUGGGUUAAAGGCCGGGAUGGUCCUAAUCCUCGACUUUAGAUUAUCUUAGUCAACACUGAUGACUGGAUUAAAGGCUGGGAUGGUCCUAAUCCUCGACUUUAGAUUAUCUUAGUCAACACUGAUGACUGGGUUAAAGACCGGGAUGGUUCUAAUCCUCGACUUUAGAUUAUCUUAGUCAACACUGAUGACUGGGUUAAAGGCCAGAAUGGUCCUAAUCCUCGACAUUAGAUUAUCUUAGUCAACACUGAUGACUGGGUUAAAGGCCGGGAUGGUCCUAAUCCUUGACUUUAGAUUAUCUUAGUCAACACUGAUGACUGGGUUAAAGGCCGGGAUGGUCCUAAUCCUCGACUUUAGAUUAUCUUAGUCAACACUGAUGACUGGGUUAAAGGCUGGGAUGGUUCUAGUCCUUGACUUUAGAUUAUCUUAGUCAACACUGAUGACUGGGUUAAAGGCCGGGAUGGUCCUAAUCCUUGACAUUAGAUUAUCUUAGUCAACACUGAUGACUGGGUUAAAGGCUGGGAUGGUCCUAAUCCUCGACUUUAGAUUAUCUUAGUCAACACUGAUGACUGGGUUAAAGGCCGGGAUGGUCCUAAUCCUUGACAUUAGAUUAUCUUAGUCAACACUGAUGACUGGGUUAAAGGCUGGGAUGGUCCUAAUCCUCGACUUUAGAUUAUCUUAGUCAACACUGAUGACUGGGUUAAAGGCCAGGAUGGUUCUGAUCCUUGACUUUAGAUUAUCUUAGUCAACACUGAUGACUGGGUUAAAGGCCAGGAUGGUUCUGAUCCUCGACUUUAGAUUAUCUUAGUCAACACUGAUGACUGGGUUAAAGGCCGGGAUGGUCCUAGUCCUCGACUUUAGAUUAUCUUAGUCAACACUGAUGACUGGGUUAAAGGCCGGGAUGGUCCUAAUCCUCGACUUUAGAUUAUCUCAGUCAACACUGAUGACUGGGUUAAAGGCCGGGAUGGUCCUAAUCCUCGACUUUAGAUUAUCUUAGUCAACACUGAUGACUGGGUUAAAGGCCGGGAUGGUCCUAAUCCUCGACUUUAGAUUAUCUUAGUCAACACUGAUGACUGGGUUAAAGGCCGGGAUGGUCCUAGUCCUCGACUUUAGAUUAUCUUAGUCAACACUGAUGACUGGGUUAAAGGCUGGGAUGGUCCUAAUCCUCGACUUUAGAUUAUCUUAGUCAACACUGAUGACUGGGUUAAAGGCCAGGAUGGUUCUGAUCCUUGACUUUAGAUUAUCUUAGUCAACACUGAUGACUGGGUUAAAGGCCAGGAUGGUUCUGAUCCUCGACUUUAGAUUAUCUUAGUCAACACUGAUGACUGGGUUAAAGGCCGGGAUGGUCCUAGUCCUCGACUUUAGAUUAUCUUAGUCAACACUGAUGACUGGGUUAAAGGCCGGGAUGGUCCUAAUCCUCGACUUUAGAUUAUCUCAGUCAACACUGAUGACUGGGUUAAAGGCCGGGAUGGUCCUAAUCCUCGACUUUAGAUUAUCUUAGUCAACACUGAUGACUGGGUUAAAGGCCGGGAUGGUCCUAAUCCUCGACUUUAGAUUAUCUUAGUCAACACUGAUGACUGGGUUAAAGGCCGGGAUGGUCCUAGUCCUCGACUUUAGAUUAUCUUAGUCAACACUGAUGACUGGGUUAAAGGCCGGGAUGGUCCUAAUCCUCGACUUUAGAUUAUCUCAGUCAACACUGAUGACUGGGUUAAAGGCCGGGAUGGUCCUAAUCCUCGACUUUAGAUUAUCUUAGUCAACACUGAUGACUGGGUUAAAGGCCGGGAUGGUUCUGAUCCUCGACUUUAGAUUAUCUUAGUCAACACUGAUGACUGGGUUAAAGGCCGGGAUGGUCCUAGUCCUCGACUUUAGAUUAUCUUAGUCAACACUGAUGACUGGGUUAAAGGCCGGGAUGGUCCUAAUCCUCGACUUUAGAUUAUCUUAGUCAACACUGAUGACUGGGUUAAAGGCCGGGAUGGUCCUAAUCCUCGACUUUAGAUUAUCUUAGUCAACACUGAUGACUGGGUUAAAGGCCGGGAUGGUUCUAAUCCUUGACUUUAGAUUAUCUUAGUCAACACUGAUGACUGGGUUAAAGGCUGGGAUGGUUCUAAUCCUUGACUUUAGAUUAUCUUAGUCAACACUGAUGACUGGGUUAAAGGCCGGGAUGGUCCUAAUCCUUGACUUUAGAUUAUCUUAGUCAACACUGAUGACUGGGUUAAAGGCCAGGAUGGUUCUAAUCCUCGACUUUAGAUUAUCUUAGUCAACACUGAUGACUGGGUUAAAGGCCGGGAUGGUCCUAAUCCUUGACUUUAGAUUAUCUUAGUCAACACUGAUGACUGGGUUAAAGGCCAGGAUGGUCCAAGUCCUUGACUUUAAUUUAACUUAGACAAUGCUGAUAAGUAAGUGAAACGCCUGGAUGGACCUAGUCCUAUUCAUCAGAAUAGUCAUUCCUUUUCAACUCUACAAAUUAUUUAGUUGCAGAUAAAUUUUGCCACAGCAGCGCAUGUUUCAGAUCUGAAAAGCCAACAAAAUCAUGUAAUUUAUAAAUUUGUACGUCUUGCUAUGAUAUCUCAAAGAAAAAUGCUGCUUCUCAAAAUACUGGCUGUGUGUUAUAAUCAGUAUCAUCCAGGUGGUGUAUAAACACUUAUUAUUCUGAAAAUUAUGUCUAUUCAAGGAUAAACUUGUCAGAUCUGAGGUAGUGAUUUUGAUUUUAUCAUUGUAAACUUGUAAUUAUUGAGGUCUGUAGAUAAACUUGUCAGAUCUGAGGUAGUGAUUUUGAUUUUAUCAUUGUAAACUUGUAAUCAUUGAGGUCUGUAGAUAAACUUGUCAGAGGUCUGUAGAUAAACUUGUCAGAUUUGAGGUAGUGAUUUAACUGUAUUUUAUCAUUUCUGUCUUGGUAAAGUGGUUAUUUAGAAAACUUCUGUAGAUUUUACAUACACCAUGUACAAUAGAACAUUAAUUUUUUUAUAUUCUUUUAACAGAACAAAAACAAAGUACAUCAAUGUUUUCUUGAUUUGAUAGUUACUGACAAUAUAAAUAUAAAAUCAGUGUGUUGAUCUCAGUUUUCUCUGAAUUUUACAUUCUUUGAAAACAGCUAAAUAUUAAAAUUCAUAGUAUUGUAGAACAAGAUGUUUUGUGAUACUAGAGACUGCGUCCAUUAUACUGAGUUUUAAUCCAAAUUUCACAUUUAAAACUAAAUCUGUAAAAUAAAACUUAAUUCACUUGUGGUAUUUGGAUUAAGAAUGUUUUAUAUAAAAUGUGAUGUUUGUUUUCUGUUACUAGAGUACUGUGGGGUAACAUGACUUUGUAUUUAUCUGGGAAUUUGUAACCAAAGUAAUCAAUGAUGUUGUAGUUUAUCUCAUAUGUUUCAAGUAUUGAUAUUGUUAAUGAAACAUUGGAGUGAUAUAUAUUCUUUAAACAAAGUCUAUCGACAUGAUUAUGUUCAUCUCUUAAAAAGUGUGAACAUUACCAGGUAAAGUAAGAAUGAUAAUAUCAUAAUAUAUGUUUUUCUUAAUUGACAACUACUCAAAGAUCUCUAGUCUUGGCACACUUUCCCUUAUAUAUUAUCAUUGUUGACGUCCUUCAAAUAAUUAGUAAGAUUUUUUUCUUUGAAUACAGUUUUUCUUAGAUUUGUUUGUGAUAGCUGUGAUGGUUCAGCUAAUAAAAUAUGGUUAUAGCUUUGGUUACAAUACAAGAUUUUUUUGUUCACAGUAUCAAACAUUUCUCAACCUAAUUGAAUGAAGUUUACUGUUUACAUUAUGACUGUAAUGGUAGAGUGUAAAGAAAUAUAUCAAAUUAUUUACGUGUAAAUUGCAUAUUGUGCUGAACAAUUUUAUCUUCCUUAAAUUGUGAGGCCGGAAAAAGUGGUCUUAUAUCGUCACAUUGGAGACGUUGUUAUCUCCAGUUUUCUGGUUGGUGUUUAAUUACCUACUAUCUAACCCUUUCCUCCCUGUUAUAUAAUAUGUAAUUGAUAAUUCAAUGUUUGAUUAGGCUGACCCCUGUGACCUUGAAAGUGGGUGAAGAUAACUGCUAUGAUAUAUAGUAUUAAGUUACUACACUUGAUACUCAGACAAGUUCUUACCCUUGUUUACAUUAUCUGGUGUACACUUCCUAUAUAAUUAGCUUUUUGAUGUCUUUUCAGAUCUGAAUUUUUUAUCAAUAUUGAGAGUGAUUUGUUCCAUUUUCUUGUUUUGCAACUUUGCCCUUGUAUUUUAGGGGUUCUUAUUUACUUUAGAAUUUGCAGUUCAUAUCAGUUUAAGUUAAUCCUGAUAAUGUAGACGUUACCCUGUUUCUGACCAAUUCUGAAUGGAACAUAUUUGUAAUUCAAUGUAGUUCAAACAACUUUUCAAUGUCCCAUGGUAUUUUGGACUAAUGUCCCAUGGUAUUUUGUACUAUUCAAUGUCCCAUGAUAUUUUGGACUUUUCAAUGUCCGAUGGUAUUUCGGACUAUUCAAUGUCCCAUGGUAUUUUGGAAUAAUGUCCCAUGGUAUUUUUUGUUCCAGAAAGGUAUGAAAUCUUUUGUAAAUUAAAGUAAGUUGUCAUUACUAUGGUAUUCAAUGCUUCAAUUGUAAAUUGAUAAAUUUAUUUAGUACUUAAAUGUUAUAUACAUUGCUCGCUGCUCUGUGAGACCAAAGAUUUAUUUUAAACAGUAAGUACCUAAACAGCAGGAUUCUUAUUUAUGUGACGCCCGAUCUGCUAUUGUUGUAUUAGACUGUCAGUAAUAGUAUAUGUAGAAGAAAUCUGUGACAUAGUUAUCUCCCUUUGUCACCGUGCCUGAAUUAGUUUAUCUAUGUUACCAGAGACAUAUAUACAGAUAUAUAUGUCUCUGAUGUUACCAAGCAUUUGAAAUUUCCUUGAGGGAGAUUGUGUUCAGGUUUUCUUGACUAAAAAUAGAGUAUUUAAUUCUAUAAUUUUUACACUAAUUAUUACCGUAAGUAUGCAUUCAAAGCUGUUCUUUCUUUUAGACUAAAGGUAAUUGAAUUUUUUGUAAUUUGUAGAGAUAAAGGAAUUCCCUCAAGUUAAAGAAAUAGAUUAAACCAGGGUCUGGUUAACUUGAAUUAGUCAAAACCCUUUAAUCUAUUAGGAUUAUACAACUUUUUACUUUAUACCAAAUGUAUGAGAUAAAAUGUUCAUGUUAUCAUACUAGUCAGAGCAAGGUCACACAAGGUCACACUUUGAACAGUGUUGUUUAGAUGAUGCACAAGGAACUAGUUAGGACACAAUGCUUAGGACACAAUGUAUAGCGGCCAAAGAUCUAAAACUCUAUUAGUUUUACUGUAUUGAAUGUACAUUUGUAUUACCAACUUCUGUGAUGGUAAAAGGUAUGUGUUUGUAACAUUCCAGCUGUAUGGUAGAUUUUAUAGAGAGGUUUUGUGUUAAAUACAAACCAAUGUAACACCAAAA